AUGCUGUCAGCAUUCCAUGUUAUUAGGAUAAUGAUGCUUAUUGUAACAUGGCCAUGUGGGACCAUCCUGAACGCAUCCAUUAUAGCUGUCUAUCUCAGCGACUGGAAGAAGGGAGUGAAACUUGGGGAGUGUGAUUGGAUCAGUCUCAGUAUGGGGUGCAACAACCUAUUCUUGCAGAGUGUCAUAACAUUUGGAUUGGCAUUUCUGCCAUUUGGACUGUACUUACCAUUUGCCCCAAAAGUCUCUAUUGCCUUUGGAACUGUGCUCUGUUUCUCUGUUACUCUAUCGUUUUGGCUCACUGCUGGUCUCUCCAUCUGCUACUGCCUGAGACUGGUCAAUUUGUCCCAUACAAUCUUCAUUCAGUUAAAAAGGAGACUUUCUUGCACUUUAACCCUAUUCCUUCUGUGGUCAGUGGCAAUUUCAUUUAUUGUUACCAUUCCAAUGAACUGGACAUCAGGAACCCCAACUGACCAUAAUACAACAACAAUGUAUCAUCCUAUUUCCAAUUCUGUUAUUUUCAUGAUACUUAAUGCUGUAUUUGGCGUCUUCCUGCCCUCCAUGACCACCUUUAUUUGUAUUUUACUUUCUCUGACAUCGCUCCUGAGGCACAUCUGGAGAAUGAAGCAGAAUACUCAGUUCGGGAGUCCUCAGCUGAAGAACCUUAUAAGCGCUUGCAGGACAAUGUUCCUACUUAUGGCUCUGAACGUUCUUUUCUUCCUGGUUAUUUUGAGCUCCACGCUACCACAUUAUAAGGGGCAGUCUAUUUGGGAAGCUGUGAUUAAUGCAUGCAUUAUGUUAAAUCCAUCAGGUCAAGCCAUUGUUCUGAUCUUUGGAAAUUCCAAGUUAUUCAGUGCCUGGUCGAAAACCUUAAUUCCUCAGGGAUAG
Messenger RNA from Xenopus laevis (African clawed frog), 885 nucleotides. Its product is annotated as taste receptor type 2 member 40. The transcript has a single exon. The coding region runs from base 1 to 885 and encodes 294 amino acids. The record is from RefSeq and is a predicted model, not a curated record. NCBI's taxonomy places the organism in Eukaryota, Metazoa, Chordata, Amphibia, Anura, Pipidae.